UUUUUGUUACUUUGAUCCGGUUUUUUAAAUAGUUUGGAAAUUAUAUUAACAGUAAACGUAUGCACGUUGCGUGUUUAUAAUUAUACCCAGUAUCCAUAGGUUUAUAUUCCGGUACUGUUUCUUAACUUAUAAAAGUAAUGAAAGCAGUAGUAGGGAUUAAGUUGUUAUUAUGAUUGGUACUUGAUAAUGGUGUAGUGGAGUGGCGGGCGGCGCGCCGCGGCGACGGGCGGGGCGGGCGGAUGACGGCGCUGCAUUUUCCCCGCCCGCACCGCGCUAUUGCCGCGUUUUCCACGAGGGGCGCGCCGGCCCCCUCGCCGCAUCAGCCGGGAAAUCGCGCGUCGUUCGUCUCAGUCCGGCUCAGCCGUCGCGCUACGACGACGCCUGCGAGUCGCGCGCUACGAUCGCGAACCUGCGCUCGCUGCACCUACCGUACGAACACAGCGCGCGCGGCCAAAAUAGUGAGCUCGUGGCCGGGAGCGCUCGGACCUGGUGAGAUACAGUGUAGAGCGGCGCCAUGCUGCUGGCGCUGGUGCUGCUGGCGCUGGCGGCGCCGGGCCCCGGAGGCGCGCGCCGCCACGCGCCCGACCUGCGCGAGGACGAGCCCGCGCGCCGCACCACCCGCCCCGCCGAAUGUUUGUUCGGCAAACAAGCAAUGGAGCUGGGUUCAAAGUGGUUUGCUGACUUGGGCCCGCCCUUCGGAGUCAUGUACUGCAUCAAAUGUGAGUGUGUUGCGGUCCAAAAGAAAAGGAGAGUGGUGGCUAAAGUCCACUGUCGGAAUAUCAAGAAUGAGUGCCCUGAACCGUCGUGUGAUACACCAGUUUUGCUGCCAGGACGAUGCUGCAAGACAUGUCCAGGCGAUCUUAAUUCUCCCGACAUCGUCCAAGAAGAUAGUCCGGUCGUUAUAACAACUGAUGAGGAUGAAAAAAACAUGAAAUUUUUCGCAUCAUUUCUGACGGGCCGGUCCCCGCUGUGCGUCCGGCGUGACGACAUGUCCGGGGUGCCGGUAGCACCGGGCGUGGCCACAGCGCGCUUCACCUUCCGCCGUCGUCACCUCUACUGGUCGGUCCUCCUCAGCCCUUCCAUACAAAACCAACCUCGAGCGCUCGCCUUCCUCGAUCGCGAAGGACGAGUACUCCUAGAACAGUCCCUCAAGAAAAUCCCGGGGAUACACGCCACUUACGAAGAAAAAACUGAUAAGCUUUGCGGGGUCUGGCGUCGAGUGCCGCGCCAGUACAAGACUUUAUUAAGAGACGGCGACCUGCAUGUGGCUCUGCUGUGGGGCGACGCUCGUAACAACACCAUUGAUAGCGCUCUGAGUGGCAGAAUCGACAGGUAUCCAGCGCUAUCUUCGGAGAUGUUCACUACGCUUUUGGAGCCGGAGCAUCCUCCCACGUCUAUCGGGCAGGGAGCUUGUCGUGACUAUCCUGCAUUGGAGUACGAGGAUGGUUGGUGGGGAGGCACUGCCGUCAUCACGGCGGUCGCUGGCGCCACUCCCAGCCUCUACUUGGCUCUGGUCUUCAACGGCGUCUUCCCUAAAACUGCAGUUACUUCUCAUCUGGUCAGAGUGAUACUCACUUUACCAGAAAAGAAUCAGACGAUCAUUGAUCAGGUGCAGAGGGUAAGCAAACCCCAUUACGAUUUUAACGUUUUGGAGGUGUCGACUCCAGUGUCGGCUGCGGAACUGCGGUCUUUGGCUAGAGGCCGACUUUUGCUGACUGUGGAGGCUGUUGGAACUCCAGAGAGGAGAAUUGUUGGGAGUGUGAGGCAGAAAGCCGCCUGUGAGGUGUAUAAUGCACCUCUUGUGUCUGAGAGGCUUCCAGCCACUCCCGCGCCAGAGGGUCUUGCGUUGCUCUACAUCGAUAAGGAGGGGUCUCUCGUCUAUGAUAUACAGGUGGAUAAUUUAGGGAUAACAGAUCCUAAGAUCACUUUGGUGGAAGAGCAAGGCAAGAGGCAUUCUCAAGUGGAAAUACUGGACACAAGGAUUGGUGUGCUGGCGAGACCAAGUGCGAGGAUCUUCCAGCCUUUGUAUGAAGACCAACUUGCCGUGCAUAUUAGCGCUGAAACUGGGCCUCCUAUUCUUCGUGGUCGCCUGACAUCUCGUAUGCUCCCUGACGCGGCUGGGUCAGGCCCUGCUCUGCUGCGGAGAACAGGCCAAGUUCGUCUACCAGCUGCCAUGGCUGGGCUUGCUUGGCUCUCCGUGGAUUCGUUGUGUGGAUUAUAUUAUGAGACGGUAGUAACGGGCGGUAACGCUCGGUCCUGGUCAUCCUGGUGGUUGGAAGCCAAUGCAGGUGGUGACACUGGGGCAAGAGAACUAGGCGGUGAAGAAGGCUGGGUUCUAGAGCCUACUGCAGCAGAACUGGUCGCGCUACAUGUUGGUGCGGCGUUCUUGGAGCUUCGGGCUCAUGAUAAUGUCACCGUCAUUCUACGCACGCGAGUACCACAGAUAAGCGUGCCAACAUCUUGCUUGCCCGCGGUGCCGGGGACUUCGGACAACGAGCUGAAUGCCAAGUACACGCCAGGACCAAUGGAAGACCAAAUCACGGACCUGUUCCGCCUCAAUGUCAACUAUUGUACGCAGAGGGAUAAGUUCUACAAACUGGGAGAAACUUGGACAGAUACUGAGACAUGUUCAAAAUGUUGGUGCGUCUUGGGCAUGCCGCGGUGUGAGCCGGUGCAGUGCCCACCUGUGAAUUGCCUCGUCCCGACCAUCAAGCCGCCAGGACAAUGCUGCCCUAUUUGCACAAACUCCACGACUGCGGUAUGGUCGGAGAACGGCAGCUGCCAACUAGCUGGACAGAGCUACGCGCCAGGAUCAUCAUGGCAUCCUUACCUGGUGCCCGGCGGGUACGACACCUGCGCCAUCUGUACCUGCAACUUUGCCACCAGGCAGAUACAGUGCCCUAGAGUGAAGUGCCCGCCUCUACGCUGUAGCGAGAAGGAAGCCUACAGACCUGAUAAGAAGGCCUGCUGUCGCCUGUGUCCCGAGGUAAAGGCGAAGAAACCGGAUGAAGAAACUCCGAAAGACCAGGGGGCGCCACGUACAGCAGAUGAGAUUUUGGCAGAAGGAGGGUGCAAAUUCCCCGAUGGGCCACUUCCCAACGGCAAGGAGGUGCACCCCUCCAUACACUCACACGGGGAGCAGAGAUGCGUCACGUGUCGGUGCAAGGAUGGAGAAGUGACGUGCGUGCGCAAGCGGUGCGGGCGCGCGGCGUGCGCGCGGCGGCGGCGCGUGGACGCGUGCUGCGCGUGCCCGCGGCACCGGCGGCAGCGCGCGCCGCGCCCCGAGCGCCCCGCGCCGCCGCCGCCCAGCUGAGCGCCCGGCCGCGCUGCCCGGACACAGUAUUACUGCGCCCGACCACCCCGUCUAUACCCCAGACUGCUCGUAGGCUAAGUGAGUGACUAUAGACUGACAUAUUUUUAUGUACUCGUGCGAUUCGAAUGUGUCUCUAGUUUUAGUUUGCGUCAUCGGUGACGCGUCGUCGAACCGAACGAUCGCGGUACGAUUGAAACGCUGACUAAAGUUUCUGCCAACGGAAUACCACUUUGUUUGCACGAGUAUGCAUAGUACAGAUUUUAAUUUGCUCUAGUUGAUAACAGACAGUUUUCGAGUAAUUAAAAUGAUUUGUACAAUAUAAAGUAUGAGGCUCGGCCAAUUAGAGGUUAAUAGUCGUGAUCGGAGUGAUUGUGGAGUGGUGGUGUUGGCGCAGGGCGUUCGGUUCGGCGGCGCGCGAGGUAUCGGUGCUCGGUACUCGGCGGCAGAGGGUCGGCCGCGCGGAGGCUCGGACUCGAUCGGCGACAGGCGGUAGCUUUACUGUGUAUUAUUAUAACGGCGUUGAAUAUUUACUUACCCACCGGUAUUUUAAUUGGUAUUAUGGUAACCCAAAAUUUAGGCGCAUUACAUCAUCCGAUACUGAUUCGUAUUAUUUUAGUGGUAGGGCUCGAUGCUCGGUCGUUGGACAAGGAUUGCGAGCGCGGUCGAUAACAGAUGUGCCAUAUUUUCUUAAAUGUAAAUAUAAAUUAUAAUACUAAUUAUGUGCAUAUUUAUUUACGUUUCUAUUGUAUAUGAUACGGGAUAACCGCACGUUUAGGUAAUCAAGUAUGAACCAUCACAAAUGCUAUUUAAUUGGUCGCCUUGUUUGUGCAUUUGCUUUUAGUUUUGUAUAUCUAUAUUUAAUACCACACAACGUGUCUGUCGUGACCGGUAACUUCUAUUACCUGCGUUAUAUUAUCUAGUUGUAGUACUGUUGACGAGGAGGUAUUUAAAGUUAAUUUAUAGACAUGUGAUUAUGGAAUUAAUGUUGCUUCAAGAUGGAAUGUAAUCCCAGUUUACUACACGUAUCCGACAGCUUUUAGGGACUCUUAGCACUGGUUAUAAGUUAUAUACACUUGCGGAUACUUUUCAAUACAUACCUAUAUCAUAUU
Molecule: messenger RNA, 4422 nt
Organism: Trichoplusia ni (cabbage looper)
Lineage: Eukaryota; Metazoa; Arthropoda; Insecta; Lepidoptera; Noctuidae
Gene: sog
Product: dorsal-ventral patterning protein Sog-like
Exons: 16
Coding region: 515-3313 (932 amino acids)
Biological process (GO): multicellular organism development
Molecular function (GO): protein binding
Source: RefSeq, a predicted model, not a curated record